Messenger RNA from Cannabis sativa, 378 nucleotides. RefSeq lists its product as uncharacterized. NCBI's taxonomy places the organism in Eukaryota, Viridiplantae, Streptophyta, Magnoliopsida, Rosales, Cannabaceae. The transcript has a single exon. The coding region runs from base 1 to 378 and encodes 125 amino acids. The record is from RefSeq and is a predicted model, not a curated record.
AUGGUGGAUGUUGGCAGCAACAUGGAUGACACUUUCUGCAAUUGGCUACUGGUUUUAUUCAGUCGAGACAGGCAGGGAGAGAUGGAGGAAGCGGCUGUGGUUAGUUGGUCAAUUUGGCGUGCCCGUAACGAUUUUUUUUUGCAACAAAAGAGCCAUACUACUGCAAAUGUGGUUGCUUCAGCAAGAAUUCUGCUUGAUCAAUACCAAUCCGCUCAAGAAAGAAAGGGUAUUUCUUUGUCUCUGUUAAUUGAUGGGGACCGUGUGGUUGAGCGUUGGACUACACCUUCUAUAAAUAAGAUCCAGGUUAAUGUUGAUGGUGCUUUCUUUGAGCAAGAAGGUAGAUUUGGCUUUGGUUGUGUGGCUCGCGACUAUAGGUAA